GCACAAGAGAAAAAUCAGACGCUAUUCCGACAUACACAAGGCCGGCAAAUUCACGAAAAACGCCUCACUUACGUCAUAUGGAUUUGGACUUUCAGGCCCACCGUCGGGAAAACAAAACAGUUAGUUUUCUAGCAAUAAUAUAUCUUCCUUUUUAGUCCUAAAUGCCCAAACAAACUCAACUCACGUAUGCACAAUGCAACAGAGAUUUUUUUCCAAUUUUUCAAUAUCUUAUAUUCUUUUAUUUUUUAAACUUUAUUUAAAAAUGAUAUUUAUUUAUUAAUCACAUGUUUCAUUAUUAUUUUUUAUUUUUUCCUCAAUACUUGAGAUUAAGGAUAAAUAUCAUCUAAAAAAUUAAAAUACAUGUUAGUUUUAUUUGGCUAAAUAAAAAUUUAUAUUAACAUACUUUUGUUGGUACAAAGUGUAUGAAUUACAUAUGACAUGACUUGAUAUGGUUUUUGAUUAAGUAUCUUGAGAUGCUACUGAGCUGUAUCCGCUGUGUCUGGUAUGAAGUGCCCGUCUUAAAGCUAUAUGGUUUACGUUCUUGAUUUUUCCAACAAAACAAAAAACCACCUAUAUAUCGAAACAUGAACAUUAUUCAAAACAACACUUAAACAACAAACAAAUGAACCAACGUGCAAGCGUGUAAGUAAAUCAGUGACCACAGCAAAACGCAACUUAACAUGAUAUCUCACUUGCAUACAUGAGAUAGAGCACAACUCCGUCAAUGACCCCGCGCUUGCGCGGAGGCUCCGCCACUAGUUAUCCUAAAAGAAAGAUGUCUUGAAUAAAAAGCUAAUAUUCGUAAUUCAUAGCUAUCAAGGUCUAGAUUGUUAUUUUUAAGUUUUAAUCUAUGAAAAAAUCACCUUUUCUGGCACUAUAUUAGUACUCCCUUGUCUUGAGGUAAGCUCAAAUGAAUCUACAGCGAAAUGAGUUACUAGAUCGGUUACCAUACUGCAGGAGGUGGUUAUGAAUAAAGAUUGUGAUCGAUAGCUUGAAUUGUGGUCUCUUUUUGAAAAUGUAUAUUUUUUUGACAUUUAUAUUAAACUGAAAAAAGAUUCAGUCUACAAUCUAUAAUCUUGUCAAACGCACAUAUCUGCAGCAAAAGCAGCUCUACAAGUGGCGUCAUUCCAUCUUUUGCAAGCAUGACUCGUCAAUCAAGGUGAAUCGCUAACCCAAAUUAUACAUUUAAGGGAUGACUGAUCGUGAUUUUGGUUACUAUACAACUCUUUACUCGAAACUUUGAGAUUUGCCUGGUUGUAACAUGUCAAAGCUAGAGAAUUUUAUUUGUCUGAUGAAUUAUUCCAAUCUGAUAGAGGAAACAAGAAACUAGUAGUAGCUAAUUGGGUUGUGGGGCUACUUGGUUCUGUUGAGGGACAAAUAGGUCGUGAAGAAUCCCAUUUUUUAUUGAUUUCAGAGUCUGUGUUGCUUCGUUAUAUUCUAUAUCAAAGAGAGACUUCCGCAAACCAAAAAUGUUACACUCUAUCGCUUCCCUCCUGAUCUCAUUAGCCUCGGAAACAGCCUUCCCACACCUCAACUUCUCCUUUGAUUGCUUCAGCUGUUCUUCAAUACUAGACAUAAAAUCCCAGUCACAUGUAAAUAUUGCUUCUCUCUGAGAAUCCAAACAAGGAUAUUUUGAGAUACAAUUACAUAAUUAUAAUUCCACAAAGUUAAUAUGUCCAGUCUCAGGACUGACAUGCCAUUAAUAUGAUAUACUCCAUUCUUGGGUUCAAUAAAUUUGAAGUAGACAUAAUGAAUGACGUUAAUCAUCCUUUCCAGCAUGGGACUAUCAUGACAAAAGACACUUCUUGCUUCUCUUCAUAACUUAUACCAGAACCACAAAUAAUGUGAAUGUCAUCACACGUCAAGAACAUGGAUUGAGCCACAAAUAUCGAAAGCUCAACUCCUAAUCUCAUAACCUCCUUGUCAGCUCCUUCUUAAUUCCUCCCUGAAAUUUAAGGAGAAUGUAGGGACAGUGGCAUUAUCUCCAUAUCCAAAGUAUCACCAGAAAUAGGCCCAAACUAUUCGCUAAGAAUCUUAUUUUGUAUCACUCUUGGUGUUUCUUAUCCAGCUUCUUCAUCAAAGUGAUACUUCCAAAAGUGAAAAUGCUAGACUAUAUCGUCUCACUCGCAAACCCAUUGGCAACUGAAACAUCCUUAGCGGACCUCAGCCCAUCCUCUAGAUUCUUCAGCCCUUACUUGUAUUUCUUCAAAAUUCUAAGAUAAUAGUUGAUCAUCAAAAGAUCAAUCUUUUGUUUUGAGAACCAGAAAAGGCGAUGCAAAGUUAUGAUUCAGCAGACGCACUCAGUCCAUGUUGUCCUGAUAAGCUUCCACUUGGCCAACUUUCCGUCAGCAUUCUGAUAUACUCCAUUCUUCGUUUUGAUAUCUCUUGAGUAUACAUAAUGAAUCACAAGAAGAAACCUUUCUAUCACAUGCUUCCACUCCGGCAGUACAUAUCUCCACAACCUCAAGCAGAACAACAACAUAGUACAUAUAUUGAAUACACCUUUGGGUCAGAAUAGAUGGCUUUGAUGAUGGAUCAUAUCGUCUAUUGCGAUUAGGCCUUUACUGAUCAGAUUUAUGUGAUAAACCUCUGACAAAAAAUGAUAAUAAAAGUUCAUAACACUACAAAAAAAGUCUACAUUGAUAGCACAUUAUUAUAGCACGUUUUACUGAACUGCUAUCGUAGAUGAUUUAGAAAUUUCCGUAUUAUAUAAUAGCAUUAGAUAAACGCUAUGAUAGAGAAAAACCUAAAAUAGCACUUAAUUAAUGCUAUUUUAAGAAUUACGUGAGCGGAAAAAAUAAAAUCAUCAUUUCACCAAUACUUAGUGGAAAUUUAGAUUUAAGCGCCAAAAAUAUUAUUUAAGUGGCUUAAUAAAACUACGAAAGACUUAUAAUAGCAUUUUUAUAAUGCUAAGAAAAGCUAUUUGAACCCCUAAACCUUAAACAUGGUUUUAAACCCUAAACACAACCCUUAAAACUAUAAUCUUUUUAUAUUAUAACUUCAAAUCUUAAAAUUAAACUUAAAAUUUAAUCUUCUUGAUCUAACUAUAAUUUCCUAACCACAUAUCCUUAAUCUUUAAUCAAUCUCUAUAUCCUAAAUCAUAACUUCAAACAUAAAUUAUACAUUCUGUGUAAACAUACAACUUUUUAAAUGAUGACCAAAUGAUAAUCUUGAUAUUAAUCUAAUAUUUCAAAACUUAAAUAUUAAUCCUUAAAAUAAAUAUCAAUUUAUUAUGUUAAAAAAUAACUUUAAACUUAAAUUCCAAAGUACAAAAUAUACAUUUUGAAAUAAGAUAUAAGUAAGAAAAAUUAUUUACAAAACAAAUCAUCAAAGAUUGAAGGAAAAAAAGACAAUUUAUAAAGAGUAUUUUCUUGCUACGAUUUAGCUACGAAAUGUUUUGUAGGUCUUUAUAAAAUAGCCACGAAAUGCCACGAUUUUUUUUGUACAUGCUUAAAACCCUAAACCCUAAAAUUCUUUUAAACCCUAAAUAUAAACCUUAAAACUCUAUUAUUUUUCAUAAUUUAACUUAAAUCUUAAAAUUAAAUUCAUAAUUUAAUUUCAAAUCAUAAUUUAAACCCCAAAUACUAUAUUCCAACCCCUAAACUAUAAACAUAAACACUAUACCCCAAAUCAUAAAUCUAAACAUAAAAUCUUAUAUUUUAAAAUUUAAAAUAUUAAACUUUACUUUUAGAUCUUAUCUUCAACCCAAAUCCCCUUACUCAAAACUUUAUAUUCCAUUUACACUAAACUUUACUAUACAUACAAUACUCUAAAUAUAAACUUCAAAACUAAAAUUUGAAAAAUUUAACUACAAAUCUUAGAUCUAAUAUUCAAAUCUAAUAUUUUCAUACUCUGAUCCAAAAUCUUAAAUCAUAGUCUUGAUAUUAAUCAAAUAUUUUCAAACUUAAACAUCAAUUCUUAAAAUAAAUAUAAACUUAUUAUGUUCAAAAAAGAAAACUCUAAACUUAAAUUAUAAACUCGAAAAUACAAAAUUUUAUAUAAGAUAUAACUAAGAAAAUUUACUUAGAAAACAAAUUAUCAAAUAUUUAAGAACAAAACAAAAAUAAAAAUAGAAAAAGAAAGACAAAAUUUCUGGCCAAUCAGAUUCAAAUACAUAGAUCACACUCUUAACCAUUGGAUUAACUUAGAUCUAAAGGUAGAGAUUUAUUCAAUUUUAUUUUUAUUUUUUUCUUCUCUCUCUCUCCCUCCCUCCCUCCCUCUCUCACAACAGAUCUCAUAUCAUCUCCUUCUCUGCUUUUUUUUUUUUUCCCGAUUCUCUCUUCUCCACUCUAACCUCUCAUUCUCAUAUCUCAUAUAUCUCUUCUCUCUCAUCUCUCUCAACGCCUCUCUCCCAUCUCUCUCAACGCCUCUCUCAUCUAACCACCACCGCGUCUCCUCCUCGUCUCACCACCACCGCGUCUCCUUCUCGUCUCACCACCACCGCGUCUCGUGGCGGCUGGAGGAAUCAAAGUUCAGGGCUGAGAUUGUGGUUUCGGCCUAUAUAGUUUGUGGUUUCCUCAAGUCUCUAGUUCUUAUGGUUUCAGCUCGUGCUUAUUCAGGUUCUAUGGAAACUCUCGUUUGAUUGUCGGCUGCGUGGAGUUAGAUAUGUUCUUGUUUUUGUUGUUUUGGUUCUACUAGUUGUGUGAUUUAUCAUUAAUUUUAUAAAAUAUCACAAGAGUUAAAAAAAAAAAAUUAUAAAUAAACCCUAUGAACAGAGACGUCUCAUAAACCCUACAUAGUAGAGAGAAAAAAAGAGCUAUCAUAAGUAAAGUCUUGGAAAGAUUCCAAGAAGAUGGAGGACUCAUUUUUAUUCAUCACUGUAGAAGCGGAAAUGAAUCCAGAAUCACUCCGAAAAUGGCUGUCCAUUGCAAAAGAAGGAAAGACGACGACGAAAGGAGCUCACCAAUUCUCGACGAAGGCGAAGAAGCAUCUCUCUGCUCUCGGUUGGCGUUUCGCUUACGUUCGCAAAGGGGCGUCACGAGAGCUGCGCUACAAAUCUCCCGAGGGUAAGUGGUAUAACUCUUUAGUUACAGCUUGUGGUGCUUGUCUCGAAGAUGAAGACGACGACGACUCGAGUACUCAAGAACAAGAUGAUAACCAAGAAGCGCCUGCUUCCGGUGGUGUACCGAAGAAGAAGAGAACGAAGGUUUGUGAUACGGCACGGGACAAGAACCGCUCUUCUCACUUGGCCAAGAAGAUUCUCAACGAACAGGAGAAGACGUCUGAUGAGGCUGAGCUAACGCCAACGCCAAGGUUUGGGAAAUCGAAGAGGACGAACUGUGAUGUGUGUUGUGUUUGUCAUCUUGGUGGAGAUGAUUUGCUUCUAUGCAAUGGUUGUCCUUCGUCAUUUCACCCUGCUUGCUCCGGUUUGCCGUCGAUUGCUCCCGAUGAACAGGAUUGGUUCUUCUGUACUUGUUGCUGCUGCGAUAUCUGUAAUCAAAGGAGAACACCAGGAAUCAUCAGCAUGUUAUUGACUUGUGAGCAAUGCCAUAGAAGAUGCCAUCGAAGUUGUCUUGAACCACCUGAGUCUUUAAUUGAUUUGCCAUGGUUCUGUAGUUCACAAUGCAGCAGUGUCUUUUCCGCGCUUCAGAAACUCCAAGGAACUAAGAUUGCAUUAGUAGGCGACGAGGGUUUGGUCUGGAGUUUGAUCAGAGUUCCUAAUGACGGUGAACAACAACAGCUGGAUUCUGCUGUUAAGAUGCUUCAACGGUCGUUUAAGCCUACACCUGACCGUUUCUCUGGGAGAGAUCUUGUUGAGGAAUUGAUAUUCAGCAAAGACUCAGAUGGCGUGGGACGCAAGUUUUACACGUUUUCAGUUGAGAGGAAUAAUAACCCUAUCAUUGUGGUGGCAAUGAGAGUUGGCAAAGAUGUAGCUGAGAUCCCUUUGUUGGCGACACAGACUAGAGAUUCUUAUGACAGGAUAAGUAGCAUAUGUAGAGCACUUAUGGAUGAGUUGGAGAAGCAAAUGUCUGAAAUUGGAGUUCGUAGAUUGGUCUUACCGGCUUUGGCAGAUGAUGUGCACACUUGGACUCAGCAGUUUGGGUUCUCACAUAUGGAAAGUUCUGAGAGGUUGGAGCUUCUGAAACAUGGAUUGUUUGAUUUUGUUGGUACUGUAAUGUGCCAUAAGUUUCUCAAGGAAAGAGAAGAGCAAGAAGAGUCAAGCCCAACCGGUGGAAACCAAUCCUGAUACCUUUCUGUGAUGUAUAUUGAUUGAUUCUAUGUGAUGUAUAGUGUGGAAUUCUGUUUUCACAACUCUUAUAAACUUCAUGAUAAUGGUCUCAAUCAAUAACUGAAAACAAACAACGCAUAGUUUACACUUUUUACAGCUUUUUGGUUCUUUCUUUAUAUACACAUCAAAGCAUAUUAUUCUUCAAAGACCACAGUCAAAAACCUUGUUCAUGCGGAGAUAAUAAGUUUGU
Molecule: messenger RNA, 6419 nt
Organism: Brassica napus (rape)
Lineage: Eukaryota; Viridiplantae; Streptophyta; Magnoliopsida; Brassicales; Brassicaceae
Product: increased DNA methylation 1-like
Exons: 1
Coding region: 4793-6187 (464 amino acids)
Biological process (GO): negative regulation of DNA-templated transcription
Molecular function (GO): transcription corepressor activity
Source: RefSeq, a predicted model, not a curated record